Molecule: messenger RNA, 582 nt
Organism: Candidula unifasciata
Lineage: Eukaryota; Metazoa; Mollusca; Gastropoda; Stylommatophora; Geomitridae
Source: the annotation of a GenBank genome assembly
AUGGCAUCCUCUUCCCAAAGCAUGUUUGGUAAUGCGGUGUCCCGAGUGUUAAACAGCUGGACGGCGUUACAGUUGGCCGUUGAACACCAUUUUGGUGGAGCCGACAGCAGGGCAAAAGCUGACUGGAUGGUGGUGGCUAUUGAAACAUGGUUUAAAGAAAAUGCUGGUAUAGAGCAGUAUGAAAUGGAAGACUUUCUAGAAGAUGUCCUAAAUGCGGAAUUUGACCUAAAAGUAGAAGACAACAGUAUUCAAGAGAUUUCUCAUCUGAUUUGUCUGUUGUUCCGCCUCUGUCAAGAAAAUAAAGUGGCUGAAGUAGAAGAGAAAUUGCAGGCAUUACCUAAGCCAGCUGUACAGCAGUGUCGACGGGGUGAUGAUGAAAUGGUUGGGGAUGUCGAUAUUUUGGAAGAAGAAUGGGCAGUUUCCCCAAACAGAACCUCAUUUUCAAGUCAGCACCAUGGUUCUUCAGCAUCCUUACAGCCUGCAGCCUCCUCCGAUAACAAUAUGGAAGAAAUGGAAGUGACGGAAGAAAAAAAAACAGAUGAAGAUGGAUGGCAGGUUAUAAGUCGUGGGAAGAGGAAAUAA